Molecule: messenger RNA, 2386 nt
Organism: Coccinella septempunctata (seven-spotted ladybird)
Lineage: Eukaryota; Metazoa; Arthropoda; Insecta; Coleoptera; Coccinellidae
Exons: 10
Coding region: 654-2279 (541 amino acids)
Biological process (GO): protein localization to plasma membrane
Cellular component (GO): plasma membrane
Source: RefSeq, a predicted model, not a curated record
AUACCUAAAUACGGGGAAAACAGUGGAUCAAUGGAGUGUGAAGAGAGAGAGAGAAGGGAAGGUUUGCAGGUCUGGACUUUGUGGGAGCAUCUGUUGGUAGGGAAUUCCAAAGUCUGGAUGUCCUAGCUAGUACAAUAGUGCGGUCGUAUCAGGGCGUUCUAGACGUCCGAAGCUUCAUUGUAUUACGAUGAGAAUCACUUGGUUUGGCGAGUACUUCUGAUAGGUUUCUCAAGCCUAAGUGUAAGAUUGGUCUUAACGCGCCUAUGCAACAGAGGAACCAAUUCUUUGUCUUGAAUGCUGAAACGUCAUUCUCUACAAUCUUACAUGAUUUAUCAGUUGGAGCAUAGUCACCAUAAACUUUCACAAGAUUAGUUCUUGUUUCAGUGGCUACAAAUAUUUCUCUAGGGUUUUUUGAUUAUCCUAGAAAGAUUGCUUUUACAAAAGUUUUCCUGGAUUCAAAAUAAUAAGCUAUGUACAUCAUAUUUCUAUUGAAAAAUGUUUUGCUGGAUUGAUUCUGAUAUGUGAUAUUUCUCAUCUUCUGCAUUAUUCUACGUAUUGUCUUUGUUGCGUUAUAUUUUGAUAGCUUGAAUGUCCUUAAUGAUAGACGAAGUGUCAAACUAUUGUCAAUCGUUUGUUGAUCUUUUCCAAUUGAUAUGGAAUCCGCAAAAGAAGCGGUAACACCAGGGCAAGCAAAUAUACCAAAUCCUGUUCCAUUAGACAGACAAUUUCGUAUCUCUUCCUCUGGUAUAUUCAAAAAAACUCAGUUGUUCGACGAAAACCGUUGUCAAGCCUAUAUAGUACAGAUGAAUAAGGAAUGCUUGACUCACAAUUCAGACACUUACAAAAUACACAUCGCUCGAAUGAAAGGACUUAAGAUCAUAAAUAAAAUACUGAGAAAAGCGAACAAGGAACAUAUCUCCUUCCAGAACAUUGUUCAAAUAGUGUGGUGCACAUUGAGCUGCGUUCAUCAUUUUCAAAUCAGAUUGUGCCAGAGUAAGAAUCUACUCUCUUUCGGAAAAUGGCGACAAUCUCAGGAGGCCCUGGAAACAUUCGACAGACUGGUACAAACGUACCAGCAAAUGGACUACUUGAUCCUCAAGUCAAUCGUGAAGUUUUUCAAAGAAGCCAAGCUUUGGGGUAAUGAGUUCAUGAGUCAUGAUUUGCUGACUAGGUUCUUGGCUUUCACCUCGGAUAGAAGUGCUGUAAUUUACGAAUUACUCAGCGUUUGCGAGGAGUAUACCAACGCCAAUAACAUAACAGAAGCUAGAGAAUUACUUCGUAUCGUAGACAAAAUGUUCGAAGAUUACGAAUGGCGCAGUAUCAACCAAACGCUGCUAGAAAAACUUUUCCAAAUGUUCUUCUCUAGCAUUGGACCUAGCUGCGAGGAUGAAGAUAAUCUACUAAUCAUACAAAAAGGCUUGGAAGUAUGCCUCAGGCAUGUUUUAGAGAGCUUGCAUAACCAUGACUUGAUGAUAGCUAUUAGGCUACUCCUGGACUGGGUGAAGAAGGAGGAAGUGAACGAAUCAGUCCUGCUGGAAAUAGGCAGCAUGCUGGAGUACGCGGCCAUGAACUAUCACACAAAAUUGUACAAGGAUUCCAUACCGAACGACGUGAUCGACUCCCUGCUGCAGCUGAUAUCUUCCAAGAACAUGCUGCAGAGCCUGCUGGGAAACAGGGUGAUGCAUUAUCUGAUCGACCGAUGCAAUAACCGACUGAAAUUCGAUACGCCAAGGAUAUUCUAUGAAAAUUCGAAGUACAAUAUUGUGGUGAACACUUAUCACGAACAGGAUAAACAGUUUCUUCAGAAGCAUCGAGAAGCCUUUCACGCUUCACUACUCACUUCCAUAAUGACCCAUGGAAUGAGGCAGAUCAAUCUGGAGAGUUCCUAUACUCUGAUAGCAUUACUGAUGGUGGAAAUACCAUGUGCGUACACAGCAGCGGCCGGUGUUUGCUUGGCCAUGGCUAUACAGGAAGCCACUUUUGACAAUGACGAUUUCAACAUGAACCAAUCGCAUCGUCUUCACGCCAUGGUUAUGGCUAUAAUGUCCCUCGUUUGCUACAUCUUCAACGCCAAGGUAUUCUACGAGUAUAUAAACACAAUCAUCGACCGUCGUGCCGAGUUUGCACCUCACUUGAACCCGCCGCUGAAGAGGAUCUACGAAUACAAUCAACACCACGUCCAUUGGGACAAACCGGAGCUGUUUUUCGAAGACUGGGAAGCCCGAUACGGCCUGUGGAAAUGUUUCAAACAGGAUGAGAAGAAGAACUUCACAGCUUGAAUAAAAUAGUUGAUAGCAGCUCUGAUAACUGCUGGUCUCGAUUUUGAAAGGUAUUGAAGUAUUUAAAUGAAGUGAUGGAUACCAGCGCCGAAAUAUCAACGGCAUGG